UUGUAAACUCAUGAUGUAGGAUUAUCUUGCUGAGCUGACGUUAUCUCACUCACUCAGAUGGAGCUACAGAUAACAGGGUAUAACAACAAGUGCUGAAGGUCACUAUUAAUGGAGUAGCACUCGUUGGAGAACACACUCCGUCAUCUUCAGUCUCUCUCCCACACACACAUACAGACACACACGGUGUUUUCUCAGACCACGGUUCUCCAAAGUGCAGGAAUGAAGCUAAAGCUGCCGAACCCAGGUCUGGAGGAGCGAAUCCCCUCCCACACUGAGUUGGAGGAGAUGGAGAAGGUUGAGGCUGGAGACCGUCCUCAGUGGGACAAUAAAGCUCAGUACAUGCUGACCUGUGUGGGGUUCUGUGUGGGACUGGGGAACGUCUGGAGGUUCCCCUACCUGUGUCAGAGCCAUGGUGGAGGAGCCUUCAUGAUUCCAUUCCUCCUGCUGCUGGUCCUGGAGGGAAUUCCUCUCCUACAUCUGGAGUUUGCCAUCGGACAGAGACUGAGGAAGGGAAGCGUCGGAGUUUGGAGGUCCAUCAACCCGUAUUUAUCUGGAGUGGGUAUUGCAUCCAUGCUCGUGUCCUGUAUGGUUGGAAUGUACUACAACACCAUCAUAGCCUGGGUCAUGUGGUACUUCUUCAACUCCUUCCAGGAUCCUCUGCCAUGGAGUCAGUGUCCCAUCAAUGAAAACAGAACAGACGUUGUGUCAGAAUGCGGCCGCAGUUCCUCUGUGGAUUAUUUCUGGUACAGAGAAACUCUGAACAUCUCGACUAACAUCGCAGACUCGGGCGGGUUGCAGUGGUGGAUGGUUCUGUGUCUGAUUGCAGCAUGGACGGUUCUCUGGGUCUGCUGCAUCCGAGGCAUUGAAACCACCGGAAAGGCGGUCUACAUCACAUCCACUCUGCCAUAUGUCGUCCUCACCAUCUUCCUGAUACGAGGUCUGACUCUCAAAGGCUCUGUGGAUGGGAUCAAGUACCUCUUCACUCCAGACUUAAAUGAGUUGGCGAAUCCGACCACGUGGCUGGACGCUGGAGCUCAAGUCUUCUACUCUUUCUCUCUGGCCUUCGGUGGACUGAUCUCCUUCUCCAGCUACAACUCUGUCCAUAACAACUGUGAACAGGAUGCUGUUAUCAUCUCCAUCAUCAACGGCCUCACAUCAGUUUACUCCGCUAUCGUCAUCUACUCCAUCAUCGGCUUCCGAGCCACGGAGAAGUUCGAUGACUGUCUCAGUGGGAACAUCAUGGCCUUGCUGAAUGCGUUCGACCUUCCCAUUGGAAACAUAACUGAGAGUAACUACAAGGAAGCCCUGCAUCAGCUGAACAGCUCAGCACCAUCAGUAAUACAGGAGCUCAAUUUGAAGACUUGUGAUUUGCAGGAUCUCCUCAGUCAGGGAGUAGAAGGUACUGGUCUGGCCUUCAUCGUGUUCACUGAGGCCAUCACCAAGAUGCCCAUUUCUCCUCUGUGGGCAGUGCUGUUCUUCAUCAUGCUCUUCUGUCUCGGACUUUCCACCAUGUUCGGCAGCAUCGAGGGGGUCGUGGUGCCUCUGCAGGACCUGAACAUCUUCCCCAAGAGAUGGCCAAAAGAAGCCCUCACAGGAAUUGUUUGUUUGGUGUCUUUUGGCGUGGCUCUGAUCUUCACACAACGUUCUGGUGAAUACUGGCUGGCUCUGUUCGACGGAUUCGCCGGCUCCAUCCCCUUACUCAUCAUCGCCUUCUGUGAGAUGGUAGCUGUGGCUUACAUCUACGGAAUAGACAAGUUUAAUAAAGACAUCGAGUUCAUGAUCGGACACAAACCCAAUAUCUUCUGGCAGGCCACAUGGAGAAUCAUCAGUCCUCUCAUUGUCCUGGUUAUCUUCAUCUUCUAUCUCAUCUCCACUGCCAGCAGGGAGCUCACCUACAUCACCUGGAACCCUGAAUCGAAAAACUUCCCCAAUUUAGAGGUUCUGCACUACCCUGAGUGGAUCAAUAUCAUCAUCUUCAUCCUUUCUGGAGUUCCUGCUCUGGUUAUUCCGCUAGUUGCUGUUUAUAAAUUCAUCAGGAAGCAUUGCUGUGGCAAAGAUGACAAGCAGACACCGGAGAUUGAAACCGUGUCUGGUCAAAUAGACACAGAAAUGAAGAAAGUGUAGAACAAACGGACCAGAUUUACGUAAUGGGGGCGGGACUACAGCACUGUGGGAGGAGUCAACAUUACAGUACAAAUGAACUGGAACUACAGACACUGUAAUUGUGUCAGAAAUCCGACUUGGAGUCAUGUGUCUCCUGACGUUUAUAAAUGAGUUAUUUUUUUAAUAGAACUGAUUUUAUUAUGUCAUGUUUCUGACCCUUUAAUAAUUAAAGAUUAGAAAGAAACCUCACUUUAACAUUCUUAGAUCCACAGUUAAAGAGUUCCUGGGUCACGAGGGCAGUUCUGUGCAGAUUCCUUCAGGCCCAGGUUUCUCCACAAGGUUUGACCAUACGAUCGCAAGAAGUGAUGGACUACAAGUGGGAUCCCUCUGAAAUUCACUGAUCUGAAAGCACAGGAAAGCUGAAAACCGUUCAAAUGCAGUGAAAUCAGUCUCCAUGUUCAUCUGGUGGACUUUACUGUCCCAUGAGUGUCUGUCAGAAGACCAUCAGUUACCUCCUGAACAUAGCUUAUUCCAUUCAUUACUAAACAUUACACACUAAAUAUCUUUAUGAAACAUAAAGCAAAUACAAACAGUGCGUUAAAACGGAUUUGAAUCAAAAGGGUGUGUGAUGAAUCAGAUCUUAACUUGCCCCUUAAUGAGAUGCUUCAUGUCUGAAGUGGAUCAUGUCCUGGUCUUACACAAUGUGAUGUGUAACCUGUGUCAGUGUUUGUUUACAGUGCUAGAGAUUUCUGCAGAAAUCAGAAUGACCUAAAGCAAUGUGAUGGGAUUGUUGAAGCAUGUUGCUGGGUUUCUUGCAAGCUUCAGGCCUAAAUCUACACACUGACUCAGUCCAAAACAUGGACUGUUUCUGCUCCAGCUAUUCUUUCAUCACUGUUCUGUAGGAUUUGCUGGUAAAAUAGAGAAUUUUUAAUGCCUUCAACAAACAUUUUCCAGUUUGAAAGCUUGCCCCAGUGGUUAGGUUAGUGAACAGAGGGUUAGAAUGUACAGCAAACAAUUUUUAUAUGUAAAUGCACUUCUUUCAUUUUUUCUUGCAGUUUUAGCAGUUAUGAUAUAAAGUGAAUCAUUACACACAGUAAAGAAAUAAUAUGUAUGUUUUGGGGCUGUAAUUAUGGCUCAGUUGAUUGAAUGUGUUAAUGUACAGAAUCUGAGCUCUAAUAAAAAAAAGUCCUUGUGAAGUCGGUCCCCUGGGUCACAGACUGUCCAAUAAAAAUUAAUCUAGUCCUCUGACUUGACUGUAGAAUCAAUGCCCAUGUCCUAGAUCUAAUAAUUUAAUAAUCAUUUUAACUGUUGGGUGUCAAAAAUACACGUUAAAGUGCAGAUACAAUACUCACUUAGUCUAAAUACAGACACACAAUAUUUCCAACAAAUUUCAGGUAUCACCUCCAUGUCUGUUCUACAACACCAGCAUACCCUGGAUCAUGGGUCAACUCCUUCCAGGAUCCAGAAUCCACAUUAUUGUGUUAGAGUCUGAUUUUAUCUUACUGUUCUUUUGUUGUAUAUCUUUUGGCAAAACAUAAUAAGUACAAAGUAAUAAGUAAAAAGUGUCUCUCUCUCUCUCUCUCUUCAAGAUAUCUAAUCAUUAUUGCAGAAUAAAACCAAUAGUCUAACCUUUGCAGAGUAGUGUGAAGUUUAUCAAUAAUGUACUUGCCUUACUCCUGGCUGGCUCACCAAAUUAUUUGAUCAAAGAUUUAGCAGAUUCCCCAAAAGCUGGUGGCAUAAACUUUAUCAAAAACUCUAACCCAAGUGUAACCUGAUGUGGUCUUCUGCUGUUGUAGCUCAUUCACCUCAAGGUUAAAUGUUCUGGGCACAUGCUUUUCUGCUCACCACAGUUGUAAAGACUGAAUAUAUGAGUUACUGUAGACUUCAUGUCAGACCAGUUUGAUCCUUCUCCUCUAAUCUCUCUCAUAAACAAAGUGUUUCCACCUAUUUAAUAAUCUGACUGUGGAAAUCUGCAAUACCUGACUCUGGAUAUGAGUCCACAUGUGAAUUCCCACAUAAUACUGACAUAACACAGAGACUGUGCCGGCUCCAGUGGCAUCCAGAGAUGGACCGGCUCCAGCCGGGUUCUGCUUGUGAGGAUUGGGAUAUUCAAGCAUCACCAUGGACAACAACCUCCUUAUUGAUUUACAUAACACUAUACACAUGCUGUAUCUGCAUCACACAACUGUCACCCAAAAGAGGAUGGGUUCCCUUUUGAGUCUGGUUCCUCUCAAGGUUUCUUCCUCUUACCAUCUAAGGGAGUUUUUCCUUGCCACAGUCACCUCAGGCUUGCUCACUUGGGAUAACAUCUAGGACUGUCUGUCUGUCUGUCUGUUUUCUUAUGUCGU
This is a messenger RNA of Hemibagrus wyckioides, 4451 nucleotides long. RefSeq names its product sodium-dependent neutral amino acid transporter B(0)AT1-like. Bases 220 to 2124 code for a protein of 634 amino acids. The transcript has 12 exons. Gene Ontology annotation, biological process: sodium ion transmembrane transport. The record is from RefSeq and is a predicted model, not a curated record. Gene Ontology annotation, cellular component: plasma membrane. NCBI's taxonomy places the organism in Eukaryota, Metazoa, Chordata, Actinopteri, Siluriformes, Bagridae.